AUGCUUGGGUCUUCAGUUUAAUAAAUUAAAAGGGAAUCUCCAGAAAAGUAACAGAAAAAUAACUAAAAAGUUAAAGAUCUUCAGAUAACUGACUUUGAAAAGGAUUAAAAGGAGCCUGUCUUCAGAAAAUAGGACAUUGACGUUCUCUACAUGGCUAAGUGUAUUGAUUCUGGUAUCCCAUUUUAUGAGGAAUAGAUGCAGAAAUUCCAAAAAUAUUGCGAGAAAGAGUCAUGCAACAGAAAAGUAUUCUUAAAUGAAAUGUUUCUUGGAAUUUAAACUUGCAAAGUUUUGAGUGAGAUUUUGCUGUCAACAGAUAGAAUCUCAAGUAUUAUAAUUAGUAGAAACAGAAUCGGUGAUGAAGGUGCAAAAAUAUUUGCAUAUGUAUUAAAGAAGACCAAUAAUUUAGCCAAACUUGAUAUUUCUUCGAAUGAGAUAUCAAAAUAAGGAACUGAAUAUUUAGCAGAUGCACUCUUACACAAUCAAUCUUUGGUUGACCUAUAAUUAUUCAGUCAUGAUGGUCUUCAUUCAAAUUAAAUAGGAGAAAUUGGAGCAAAAUGUUUUUCAUAAGUCUUAGCUAAAAAUAAAAUUUUAACUUUUCUAAAUCUUGGUGGCAACAAAAUAGGCAAUAAUGGACUUUCAUACUUAACAUUAUCAAUGAAUCCAAACGUGAAUAAUACACUCUAAUCAUUAAAUGUCAGCAAUGAUGAUAUAACUUAGGAAGGCUGUUAGUAUUUCUUAUAAUCACUUGUCCAUUCACAUUUAAUAGAAUUAGAUAUGAGCAAAAACUAACUUGGCUUAAAAGGUGCUGAGUAAUUUGGUGAGGUUUUAAAGCACAAUCAUCGUUUGAUAAGGCUAAACUUAAGUUAAUGUUAGAUCGGACCGAAAGGACUAUAAGAUAUAAUGAAUGGUUUGAAAAAGAACAAGUUCAUCACUCAUUUAAAUAUUUCAAGAAAUGACUUCAAAUUUGGUUUACCUCACAGUCUAUCAUCGAUAUUGAUGGUUAAUAAUAUAUUAUAAGAAUUAGAUCUUAGUUUUUGCAGUCUGGGAUCCAAUAUGAUGCUUGGAGUAACUGAUGGAUUAUUUUCUAAUAGUACGCUUAAAAAAUUGAAUUUAAGAGGGAAUCAAAUUGAAGAUCACCCAAUAGAAAUUUUGGGUCACAUUUUAGACAAUCCUAAGAAUAAGAUUACAUUUUUAGAUCUGAGUAUGAAUUUUAUAACUGAUUUUGGAGGAUUAGCAUUGGCUGAGGCACUUCAUACAAAUAGGUCACUAGAAUAUCUUAAUAUGAAGCUAAAUUAUCUUCAAGAUGAUUCUGCUUAGAAACUUAUUCAGGCUAUAAGAGGAAAUAACCUUGUAAUAAAAAAAAUUAAGCUAGAUAAUAAUUUUAUCUCUAUGAGAUUCAUAAUGAUGAUUGAUGAAUUGCUUUAAGAAAAUAUCAGAAGACAAGAGUUCAACAAAAUGCCAGAGUACGUUUAAACAAUCUUAAAUCUUCGCAUUUAAGCAUCUAGAAUAGUUCCAACAAGAAAACUUAUUGAUGAAACAGUUUAAGUUAAAGUCGAAGCUAAAAAAUAACUAGAAAACCAAAAAUAUAUCUAUUAAUCAUCAGAACAAGAGGAAUCAGCAAAGACUUAGAAGUUAAUUGAUAUUAAGGAAUUGCUAAAUUAAUAGUUAAUUGAAAUUGGGAGGAGAAUUGACUAAAUUGAAAAUUAAAAAUUCCUCAAAGUCAAAGAGCUUAAUGAAAUAGAAAGCAUGCAAAUUCUUAAAAACAGAGAGAUAAUUGGAUAAAAUUACAGAGCUGGUAUUGACCUUUAAGAAUUGAAAAAAGGUUUGGAAAAGACUCAAAUAGAAAAUUAAAAGUUAGUUGAAUAACUUAAGAAAGAUCUUUUUCUUCUUAAUGAGAAAGAAGAAGAUAUUCUAUUCAGAAUAAAGGGGUUUUAAAGCAGAAUUGAACUUGAAAAAGCAGCUUAAUAAGAAGCAGCGAAGGAGGAAGAUAAUAAUUAAAUUAUGCAGUCAUAAUCCAAAAAGAGGAAGAGUAUGGCAAGCAAUCCAAAAACCCCUCGAUCACCAACUAAAAAUGAAGAUUAGAAUUUUCAAAAGCAAGCAGCAAUUGUAAAAAGAAGAUCAACUCUUAAAAAUAAGAAAUGA
This is a messenger RNA of Stylonychia lemnae, 2142 nucleotides long. NCBI's taxonomy places the organism in Eukaryota, Ciliophora, Spirotrichea, Sporadotrichida, Oxytrichidae. The record is from the annotation of a GenBank genome assembly.